CGCUUCCGGGGGAGGUGCUUCCGGCCGUUGCCAUGGAGACUGCCUAGUGAGAGUCGAGGUCACUUUGGGUCUCUAUCUAAUCCAUUUGCAAUGGAGAAGGAGGACAUGCUGGGCAAAGCGGCCCAACUGUGGACAAUGCUGGACGAUUUAGCCGAGAGCCACCCAGGAGAGUACCGCCAGUUCAUGCAGCAGCAAAUGAAGGAGGCCCAGCAGCACUUUGCCCCUCCGGAGCCCCAUCUCUGCCUGAAGGCUCACAGGAAGGACAAUACCACUGCAAAAACCUUGUUUGUUAAUAUCUGCGCGUGGAAUAGAGUCCCCGCUCCCCAAUCGGCGUGUGAACGGGUCCCACUAACCGCUGGAAAAAUGGAGGAGGUGUCUGAUAAAUCUGGGCCUUACAGCAUCAUCGAUGUUGCGUUCCAUCCAUCCGUUCUGGAGAAGGGAAGAAAUGACCCAAAAGAGAAGGACCAGUUGAUCCGCCUGUGCCUGAAGUACAUUGAGGAGCAUUACAGUGUCACUCUGUCCCCUUCCUACAGUACUUUGAAAUGUAAACUAAAAGGAAGCCUGGAAAGGAUGAGGCAGAGCUUGAGAAGAGAGCAGGUGCCAGCAGCAUUGUCCCCAAAAGAUAUGACGCUCAACCAGCUGAGGAACAUUGUAGAGGAGGAAGAGGAGAGGAAGGACUUCCUUCUUCUGAGGAAGGACCAGGCGCCCGCUAAAGCAGGGCUCCUCAUUGAAGAGAUUCCUUGCGCGGAAGAUCAGGGAUCCUUAAUGCUGGCCUAUGAAAUCUCCACCACGAAGGGCGCAAACGGGGAUCCAGUGAUCGAGCUGAGAGUGGAACUGCCCGAGGUGUGCAGUGUCUCCGAGUGCGACCUCCGCGUCUCCAAGGAUGACGUCCUGAUUGAAUGCCUCGACAAAUACAGGCUGUGCUUGGACCUUCCGGAAGUGGUGAACGAAGAAGCCACAGCAGCCACGUUUCACAAAAAGAAAGGUGUGCUGGUGAUCACGAUGCCUGUGCGUCCAAAGUGAAGUCGUGGCGUAUUAUGUAUAGAUCUCUCUCCCUCUACACAAGAUCCUGCACCCCUUCAUAUUAACUCUGAUGUGCCGUGCGGCAGGAAUUCCAAGUGCCCUUUGGACAAAAAUCCCUUCCGAAGUACAGAACUGAAAUCCAGCACUAACAUAAUGUCUUAAAACACUAUCUUUAACGUAUGAUUUCUGCUGCCCAUAGAAACGCGAUAAAGUAAUAAUUAAAACAAACUUCAUUGAGAUGCUAAAAAAGACAAUAAAGCUCUACUACUCUCAACUUUCUGCAUUUCAGCUGUGCUUUAUGGAG
Molecule: messenger RNA, 1327 nt
Organism: Anolis sagrei ordinatus
Lineage: Eukaryota; Metazoa; Chordata; Lepidosauria; Squamata; Anolidae
Source: RefSeq, a predicted model, not a curated record